Apiotrichum porosum is the source of this 4269-nucleotide messenger RNA. RefSeq lists its product as uncharacterized. The transcript has 4 exons. NCBI's taxonomy places the organism in Eukaryota, Fungi, Basidiomycota, Tremellomycetes, Trichosporonales, Trichosporonaceae. The coding region runs from base 1 to 4269 and encodes 1422 amino acids. Gene Ontology annotation, biological process: regulation of ARF protein signal transduction. Gene Ontology annotation, molecular function: guanyl-nucleotide exchange factor activity. The record is from RefSeq and is a predicted model, not a curated record.
AUGCUGUCGUCGCGCUCCGCGGCCAAGCAAUCACAUGCCACCGAGUCCCUCAUGGGCGAGGACGUCGCCACGGGCGGAGGUGCUGCUGCAAAGCUACGCGCAAAGCGCGAGCGCGACCGCGCCGCCCGUGAGGCCGCCGCCGCCGCCGCUGCAGCAGCCAUGCACCCUCCUUCUCCAUCGUCGGCAGGCCCCCACCGCCGCGAGUCGGUCGCGUCCAACGACUCGGCUGGACGUUCUUCCUCCAACCAAGGAUCCAACAGCGCGGCAAGGAUCCACCAGCGCAAGAUGAUGAUGCAGCAGCAAAUGAGCCUCGGUCUCGAUGGUGCGUACUCCUCCCCCCUCCCCCCACCUCCGCUCUCCUGCGCUCCUGUGGACUGGGCUCUCGCGGCCCAUGCGCUGUACCAUCCACCCGCGGGCGUGCAUACCCGUCCUCUGUGCGCCGCUGUACCUUUUGCUCCUCUCUCCGAGAUCAAGGCAGAGGACCAGGCCACCACCCCCAAGCGCCGCUCCAUCUUCCGCUCCUCUGGCACUGCCUCGACACCCGACCUCUCCACACUGAUCCGUGGCGGCCGCAAGCAGUCCGGAAAGCAGCAGACAGCCAAGGAGGCAGCCAAGCACCCCAUGCCGACCUCGUCCUCACACCAGCCCACCUCGGGCUCGCUGUCGUCGCACCUCUCAACCUCCACGUCUUCACUAACGCCUACGCGGAAUUCGUCAAGGAGCCAUCCCUCCCCGCGUCCAGGGGACUGGGAGCAGGUGCCCGACCAGCGCGGGAUGGCCACCAUCGUCGAGGGCCCUCAGGACUAUGGGCCGCAGCGGACAGCAUCCAUGGACGACAAAAUCAAGCGCUCAAAGCCAAAGGGCAUGUUUGGACGCAUGUUCGGCUCGACGUCUUCGGAUAAGCAGCUUCACGGACCCCUCACUUCCUCUUCUCAGAUCAGUCUUGCAGCACGCUCUCAAGUCGACUUGAGUCCAGCAUCCCAGACAUCCCCACACCUCCAGUCCAACUCCCACUUCCCCUCCUCCCCGCAGUUCCCAGGAAACCCGGCUUUUACGUUUGACGCAUCAGCGCAACAACCGACCAACGGCAACAGCGUGCGGCCACCAAUCCCCCAGCGCCCGUCGGUUCCCAUUGUCCCCAGGGAGGGCCGGUCGUCCAUUGCUUCUGUACACACCAACGACGACAGCGCCGAGGUCAUUCUCGAGUCGUCGCCAAAGACUUCAAAGACUCACACGCGCAACGCAUCGAUCGCGUCUGUCGCGUCGUCUGUGGCCGCUGGACCGUCAACAAUCGUCCACGUCACGGCCUCGCGUACCGAUACCUACGAGUCGGUGCCAAGCCGGUCCGCGUCGCGCAAGCCCACGGCCGAGGGCGCGGCUUCUGCCGCCCAAGGCCAAGGCCAACCUGCACCAGCCCCAGGCGCUGCUCGCCACGCGGGUUCGUCGUUUACCGACGACGUCACUGGCCUUCUCGAACGCAUCGGGCACGGAGAACACGGCGCCCUUGGUGGGCGUGGAGCUGCCGCUGCUGCUGCUGCUGCCGCCGCCGCCGCUGGUGGAGUUGCUGUAGCAACGCAUCACGUAGCUGAACCCGAGUCGACAGAACACCUUGCCGACGCUGCUAUUUACCCGGUCACAUCCCGUCCCUCACCGUACCCGGACCACUCGCCGACUCUUCCUGCACGCAGUCCUGAAAGUCUUGGCCCCGAGCCCCUCCCCCUCCCCCUCCCCCCGGCAAGCGAACCGUACUCGUCUGCUGCUGAUAUCGCCCGCUCGCCUACGGACACUACAGAGCAGCCUCUGCCCGAGCUGCCAGUUGAGCAAGCGGCCCCCGAGUCCAAGCUCCCCGCGGUCCCAACGGACGAUCUCUCCGACGUCGACAACGCUCAGACGCCUGUGAGGGAACCUUCCAUUGUUGUUGCGAGUCCCAAGUCGCAGCAAGGCGAGUGGUCAACUGCAGCAGCUCGUAACGGAUCGACAGUGACACCCGUUACCGUUUCCGAACUCACAGCAAGCACAUCCCAGAUUGCCAUCGAGGUCACAUCUUCCCCGGACCUGUCUACCACAAACCUCAACGACAUGUCCGAGAUUGACGAGGAGCGCGGACGCCAGCUGGCGUCCGAGUUUAUCGACGGCGACAUCACCCACAUCCCGACCGACAAGGUCGCCAUGUUCCUCGGAGGGCCCCGCCAGGUUAACAGCGCCGCCCUGAGGUACUACAUGCAGUACUUUGACAUGCGCGCCGUCAAGCUCGACCAGGCAUUCCGCGAUCUCUGCGCCAAGCUCCACCUCAAGGCCGAGUCGCAGGAGAUUGACCGUAUCAUUGAGGGUUUCUCGGCCCGCUACUAUGACUGCAACCCGAGCACCGUCUUGGGCACACCUGGUGUCGUCCACACUGUCACAGGUGCCAUGCUCAUGCUCAACACCGACUUGCACAUUGCCGACCUGCAAAAGCACAUGUCGCGCCAUGACUUUGUGCGAAACUCGAUGCGCGCCAUCCAGGAGAGCAUGCCCGCCGAGCGCGAGCUGACUCCUGAUUUCACUAAAAACCCCAACGACAGCGGCAGCCUGCGCAACCUCGACCCGUCGUCGGCCAACCAGUCUACCACCAGCAUCCGGAUGCGCACACCCAGUGCCGCUACCACUCCGCGCAACGCGUCUGGCAGCCUCGCAUCGCCCGUGUCGGACCUCACCUCCAUCUCGACUCAGGACCUUCGCUCGCGCGCAACCAGCUCCACCACCGUCAACUCGUUCACCUACACCAAGGCAUGGGAGGCCGAGGCCGAAACCCUCCUCAAGGAGAUUUACACCAAUGUCCGCAACGAGCGCAUCUUGCUGCCCAUGGCGUCGCACCACCCAGACACCGACCGCCAGUCGACCGUCUCGCUCGGCGGCUUCUCCAUCAACCGCAACCAGCGCGGUGCCGGCGCCGUGGGCGUCAUGCAAGGUGCCGUCGCAGGUGCCAUUACCGGCAUGAAGCGUACCAGCCGUCCCCAGAGCAAUAACAACCCAUACAACGGCAACGCCAUGUUCAGCCACUCGGACGGCAGGCUGAGUCCCACCCCACCCUCGUACUCAAACUCGAUCGGAGACCAGUACCAGGCCUUUACCCCGGCGCUCGGGUUUGCUGGCAACCUGUCGCACACGGUUAUCAAGGAGCAAGAGGACGAGACGCACAGCAUGCGCUCCAACCCCACGACCGUGUCGCUCGAGGAGCUGACAGACGACGAGCUCGCGCUCCUCGGUGCGCCAUGGGCCAAAGAGGGUCUCCUGUCACGCAAGAUCCAGGUCGAGGCUGCUGGCAAAAAGCCCCAGAAAAAGGACUGGAAGCAGUUCUUUGUCGUCAUCCAAAAGGGCGACCUGCACAUGUUUGUGUUUGGCCAGGGUGGCAGCUCGAGCAUGGGCGGUGGCGGCGCUGUCGGCGGCGGAAACUGGAUGUCCAACGCAAAGACGUCGGGCGAGUACAGCCUCAUGCACGCCAUGGCCAUGGCCCUCCCCAAGCCCGGGUACUCGGCAUCCAGGCCAUACUGUUUCACGGUCACUUUCCCGUCGGGCGAGAUCAGCGUCUUCCAAGCAGGGACAGAAGAGCUCGUCGCCGAAUGGGUGGCGACGUGCAACUACUGGGCGGCCCGGAAGAGUCGCCAGCCCCUGGUCGGCGGCGUGUCCAACAUGGAAUACGGGUGGAACCGCGCCGCCCACAUUGACGACGAGCAGCACGACGACCACCACGACCGCGCCAGUGUGCGGUCAGCACGUACGCGGCUCGGCGCCAUCAACCGCGUGCGCAACGCCGCGUCCAACCUCGACAAGCUGCAGGUCAACGAGUGGAAGCCCCCACCCCACGCGACCAUGCCCUCGACGCUCGACGAGGAGGCCCAGCUCGAGAGCCUCGCGACGUACGUCCAGAGCCUCAAGGAGGAGCUCAACCAGCACAAGUCGGUCGAGGAACCCAUGACACGCCUGUACUCGCCCGGAUCCAAGAACGCCGUGCGCGCACGCGACAACUGGACCGCCAAGUCGCGCUACAUCCACUCGGAGAUCUUCAAGUACGAGACGUUUGUCGAGGCGCUGCGCAACGCCAUCCAGCUCCGCGUCCAGCGCCAGGGGGAGAAGAAGCUCGAGCGCUCGCUCGCGCGCUCCAACGUGUCCCUCCACCACGAGCACAAGCGCCAGGGCGGCGCAGCGGGCACAACACCCGAUGGCGUGAGCGAUAGCGAUGGGAACGGGUACGUCACCGGCGAGGAUGGGCGCGCGACCCCGGCGCGAUAG